AUGAUUAUUUUUAAGAGAAUAUCUCUUCAGAAUACCGGUGUCUUAGGUGAACCGAUUGAUAAACGUCAAUAUGGAGGCAAUGGACUGAAGUUUGUUGUGAUAUACGCAGAAAGUAUUCGAAGGCACCGAUUAUUUCAUGAUUUCAAGAGGGAAGUAAUUGAGGUAGCUUUUCGAUUCUGGGAGAGAGCAUUGAGUGUAAGAAGACCACCAAACAGAAAGCUGCUUGCAGAAAGAGGAUGUGUUGAACAAUCAUUCUUCCGAGAUUUAACAACGGGUAAAAUAUUUUGUAAAUCACAAUGUAAACCAAAAGCUACAUGCUACGACCAUCCAAUUCCAGAUGAAUAUGCCUCGGAUGAAACAAUGGCUGGUGAGACAGGAGUGAAAAGUGUACUUUCAGCAUUAACGUUGGCAUUCUUCACAGAUUCAGGGUAA
Molecule: messenger RNA, 432 nt
Organism: Schistosoma bovis
Lineage: Eukaryota; Metazoa; Platyhelminthes; Trematoda; Strigeidida; Schistosomatidae
Source: the annotation of a GenBank genome assembly